Molecule: messenger RNA, 1235 nt
Organism: Rosa chinensis
Lineage: Eukaryota; Viridiplantae; Streptophyta; Magnoliopsida; Rosales; Rosaceae
Exons: 6
Coding region: 62-916 (284 amino acids)
Source: RefSeq, a predicted model, not a curated record
GCUUCAAUACCAAAACUAGCACCGUCUCAAUCUCCCUUUGUUUCAAACUUGUCGCAAGGCAAUGGCUGCCGUUGUCAAUCUCUCCAGCAUUGCACCGAGUCAGAGAAUGUGCUCCAAACCUAUGGCCGGACCGGCCAUUGGUUCCUUAACGAUCAAAAGGACAUGCAAGUUUGUUCGGCAGAACAGAGCUGACGCAAAGCCGCAUGGCAUCUAUGUCAAAAGGAAGGCAGAAAAAAACCUCUCCAACAUCAGCGGGCUCUUUCCUAUCAUGGCUGCAAGAACAAUUUCAACUUUUUCUUCGGGAUCGCUCUCCCCAUCCGACAUGAUCAAUGACUUCUACAAAUGCAUCAAUGAGAAAAACUUGAAGCAACUAGGUCACUACAUCUCAAGUGAGUGUUGCAUAGAGGAAUGCUCCUUUAGCACACCAUUACAAGGCAAAAAGGUAAUAAUGAACUUCUUUGAAGAGCUAACUGCAGCCAUGGGCAAUAAUAUAAAGUUCAGCAUACAACAUGUGUGCGAAGGAGGUGAUCAGCUUACAGCAGCAGCAAACUGGCACAUGGAAUGGAAAAACAAACAGAUCCCAUUCACCAGAGGCUGCAGCUUCUUUGAAUACUCAAAAGAAGGAGAAAAACUAAUUAUCAAGAAAGCACAGAUUGUUAUUGAAUCACCGAUCAAACCAGGACACCUAGUACUGAGUCUUUUGAAGGCAGUGACGUCUCUAUUUGAUGGUUUCCCAAGAGCUACUGAAUGGUUCCUAAAAAGUCCUCAUAUUGUUUUCCAAUGCAUAUGGAGGAUAUACAAAAUGAUGUUUGCACCAAUUAUAGAAGGCUACAUAGGGCUUUGGAACAUCGCAAUUCGAUUGCUCAGCUAUGUAUACAACAUUUUUCUUUACAUUUCAAACAUGUUUUUCAAGUAGAGAACUUGUUUUGCCCUACAGUCAAGCAAUUCCAUUAAGGAGAUCACUUGUCAGUCAUCAUCGUUGUUGCGACUCCACGAGGCUUCUAACAAUGAGAGAACAAGCAGCGGUCCAAUAACAGGUGGAAGGGGCGGAGGCCUACUGAAGACGACAAUUGGAUCAGUUUUCUCUUUUGUAACAAGCCCUGCUUCCCCAUAAUUGCUGUUCCCUUGUUUGUUUGAUGUCGAAGUGACCACAGUACCUAAUAACAGUAACUUAUAGUAGUCAGAUAAAGAAGUCCUCAAGUGUCAUACAAUACAAUGAUGACAUAAAUGGAACC